This is a messenger RNA of Morus notabilis, 3677 nucleotides long. Its product is annotated as protein SMAX1-LIKE 7. Lineage: Eukaryota; Viridiplantae; Streptophyta; Magnoliopsida; Rosales; Moraceae. The record is from RefSeq and is a predicted model, not a curated record. The coding region runs from base 105 to 3398 and encodes 1097 amino acids. Gene Ontology annotation, molecular function: ATP binding; ATP hydrolysis activity. The transcript has 3 exons.
AUUUUUCAGUUAGUAAUCUGUCAAAUAAAAAAUCGUGUUUUUAAAUUUUUUUUUUCCUUUGAGUUCAGUUUUGUGUGGGGGUGUACCGUGUAUGUUCGCCGGCGAUGCCUACGCCGGUAAGCGUGGCGAGGCAAUGUUUGACGCCGGAGGCGGGCCACGCGCUGGACGAGGCGGUGGCAGUGGCGCGCCGCCGCGGCCACGCCCAGACGACGUCGCUCCACGCGGUGUCGGCGCUCCUUUCCCUCCCGUCGUCGCCUCUACGCGACGCGUGCGCGCGUGCGAGGAACUCUGCCUACUCGCCCCGCCUCCAGUUCAAGGCCCUCGAGCUCUGCCUCGGCGUGUCUCUGGAUCGGGUCUCCUCGACCCAACUCGCCGACGACCCGCCCGUUUCGAACUCGCUCAUGGCAGCCAUUAAGCGCUCCCAGGCUAACCAGAGAAGACAGCCCGAGAACUACCAUCUCUACCACCAGAUUCCCCAGCAAUCCUCCAUUGCUUGCGUCAAAGUCGAGCUCCAGCACCUGACGCUAUCAAUCCUCGAUGACCCGGUCGUGAGCCGGGUUUUCGGCGAAGCGGGUUUCCGGAGCUCCGAAAUCAAGCUCGCUAUUCUACGCCCCUUCUCUCAGCUCCUCCGUUACUCUCGCUACAGAGGCCCGCCGGUUUUCCUCUGCAACCUAACUGAAUACCCUAACCGGAGCUCCGGAUUCGCCUUUCCCGGAUUCUUCUCUGACGGCGAUGGGAACUGCCGCCGAAUAGGGGAAAUCCUCGGGAGGAGCAAGGGGAGAAAUCCCCUGCUCGUCGGAGUAUGCGCGUACGAUGCGCUCCACAGCUUCGCGGAGGCGAUUCAGAAGCGAAACGACGGCGUUUUGCCCGUCGGAUUGUCCGGCAUAAACUUAAUAUCAAUCGAGAAAGAUGUUUCGAAGAUUCUGGCCGAAGAUUGCGACGAUAAUGGCUUUGGAGAGGUUAAUCAGGUAUUGGACCGAGCUGUUUCGGGACCUGGCUGGGUCGUGAACUUCGGAGACUUGAAGAGCUUCGUCGACGACGAUUCCAGAGACGACAGAGUGAUGAAUGCCGUCGGAAAAAUCACGAAACUGUUGGGGAUUCACGUCGGAAAAGUGUGGUUGAUCGGCGCGACGGCGAGCUACGAGAGUUACUUGAAGUUCGUGAGCAGAUUUCCGUCGAUUGAGAAGGACUGGGACUUGCAGCUUCUUCCAAUCACUUCUCUCAGAUCAUCUUCUUCCAUCGCCGAACCGUAUCCCAGGUCUAGCUUGAUGGAGUCAUUUGUUCCGUUUGGUGGGUUCUUUUCAGCACCAUCUGAUCUAAAGUUUCCUUUAAGCGGUACUUUUCAAUGCCCGCCUCGCUCUCUUCAGUGCAGUGAUAAUUGCGAACAAGAUCAAGUAUCCGAUGUUUCCAAAGGAGGAUUUACUUCUUCAGUUACAGAGCAGUGCCAAUCUAGCUUACCCUCUUGGCUGCAGAUGGCUGCACUUAGUGCCAACAAGGGGGGAUUGGAUGUAAAGACCAAAGAUGGAGAUUUAUUGAACGCAAAAGUUCCGGUAUUGCCGAAGAAAUGGGAUAACAUGUUGCAUAAUCUUCAUGAUAGACGGCCAUUGCCUAAAGUAAAUUCAUUUCCAACUAUUAUCGGGUUUAAGUCUGCUGAAGUCAAAGGUGAUGAUGCUAAUCAGAGCAGCAUCAAUGUGCAUGUAUCUUCGGAUGAAACUAACAAGUGCAUGGAUCUGAAUUCAUGUGUGCCUGAAGAGGAGGAAAAGAUGUCUGCUUCACUGACAAACAAUCCUCGUCCUGUGGUUUCCAAAGACAGGAAUGAGAGUUUUUCAUCUAGCUUGUGGGAAAAGCCUUCGAAAGAUGAAGAUCUCGAGUCAGGUGGCGCCAGGUCUUCUCCUUGCAGUAUGUCCAGUUCAAGCAUGGGUGAUGGAAAUCAAAUUAGAUCUCCUGCAUCUGCAACUUCAGUGACCACAGAUUUGGGUUUGGGGACAUGCUUUUCCAGUGGUUGUAAGAAGCUGAAGAAACCUCAAAAUCAAAAUCAUGCAGAGCUUCAGCGAGACAUCUCAGUUUCAUUCUCGGAAAAUGUGGAUUUAGUCAAUGGACAUGUCUUUUACCAUACGGCUCAAUCACCCUCGUUGUCUAGUCCUGACAAUAAUCACAGGCAGUUCGAUCCAAGAGAUGUCAAGAUGCUUUUUGGAGCGCUCUUGGAGAGAGUUGGUUGGCAAUGGGAAGCCAUAAGUGCUAUUAGUCAAACAAUAGUCUGCCAUCGAACAAGAGAAAAAUGCCAUGGGGCAAUUCAUAGAGGAGACAUAUGGUUGAAUUUCGUUGGACCUGAUAGGUCUGGCAAGAAGAAAAUUGCUUCUGCCCUCGCUGAGGUACUAUAUGGGAACCGGGAAAAUCUCAUCUGUGUGGAUCUAAACUCUCAAAAUGGAAUGAUCCAUUCAGAAACAAGUGGUUAUGAUGUGAAGUUUAGGGGUAAGACUGUUUGUGAUUAUAUUGCUGGGGAAAUGUGCAAGAAGCCCUUGGCCGUUGUCUUCCUUGAAAAUGUGGACAAGUCUGAUGUGGUGGUUAGAAAUAGUUUGUCCCAGGCUAUCUCAACUGGUAAAUUUUCAGAUUCUUAUGGGAGAGAAGUUAGCACAAAUAACAGAAUAUUUGUGACAACUUCAACAUCCACAAAGAACCAUAACAUUCCAAAUUCCAGGAUGGAAUCAUCCAACUACUCUGAAGAAAGAAUCUCGAAAACAAAAGGUCGGCCACUGAGGUUUAUGAUUGAGUUUGCUACAAGAGACAAUGGAGGCGUAAGCCAAAGCAGGAUAGUGUGUGAAGGCAUUUCAAACCCUGCGUUUGUGAAUAAAAGAAAGUUGAUUGGUGUCAGUGAACCUCUAGAACAAUAUAACAGCUUGGACAUGGCCAAACGAGCUCAGAAGAAAUCAUCCACAAAUUUGGAUCUCAACCUUCCGGCUGCAGAUAAUGAAGUGCAACAUACAAUUGAGGGAAGCCCCGAAGAUGACUCUUUCUCGGAUAACUCCGAGCCUUGGUUGCAAGAUUUCCUCGAUCAGGUGGAUGAAACAGUGGUUUUCAAAUCGGUCGACUUUGAUGCACUUGCUGGGAAAAUUUUUAAGGAGAUAAAAAAUGGCUUCCACAAAUCUGUUCACUCAAAGUGUUUGCUAGAGAUCGACUCCAAAGUCAUGGAACAGUUACUCGCAGCCGUGUAUUUUUCAGACGGGCACAAAGUGGUGGAGGAUUGGGUGGAGCAAGUUCUCAGCAAGGGAUUUUCUGAAAUCCAGAAAAGGCACAACCUCACUGCUCAUUCUGUGGUGAAACUAAUCACUUGUGAAGGCCUCAGCUUGGAGGAUCAACCACCAACAGUUUACCUUCCAUCUAGAAUUAUCCUCAAUUGACGCAGUAGAAAAGGCUUCAUUUUUUGUAAUUACAGUACAAUGUAGCCCUUAGCUUUAGCCUAUAGCCAACCCUCUUAGGCUCUGUUAAUCCCGUAAUUCGAUUCGGUUUUUAUCAGUUUAUGCUUUGUUGUAUGAAAUGUAAUUCUGGGCUCGUGUCAGUGUGAUUUAUCUUCUAUGUACUAAAUAAGCUGAAACUGUUAUCCUUUUGUUAGUCUUUUUGGUUUUACCUUUUUUUUUUUUGAUGUAUAAAUUCUAUGAAAUUUUGUGAAGGUUAUGGAA